CCGCCUCGGCUACUGCAACUCCCUCCUCAUUGGCUUUACACAGGCUUUCCCCCUUUCAGUCCAUCCAAUCAGUGUCCUCCACCUAGUGUCCCCUCCCCUCUCUCUGCCAAUCCCUCCACUGGCCUCCACUCAGUGUCCUCCUCCCCUCUCUGCCAAUCCCUCCACUGGCCUCCACUCAGUGUCCUCCACCCCCUCUUGCCAAUCCCUCCACUGACCUCCACUCAGUGUCCCCUCCACCCCCCCUCUGCCAAUCCCACCCCCUCCACUGACCUCCACUCAGUGUCCUCCACCCCCCUCUGCCAAUCCCUCCAUUGACCUCCACUCAGUGUCCUCCACCCCCCUCUCUGCCAAUCCCUCCACUGACUCCACUCAGUGUCCUCCACCCCCCUCUGCCAAUCCCUCCACUGACCUCCAUCAGUGUCCUCCACCCCUCUCUGCCAAUCCCUCACUGGCUCUUCCACUCAGUGUCCUCCACCCAAUCUCUCUGCCAAUCCCU
Messenger RNA from Staurois parvus, 496 nucleotides. NCBI's taxonomy places the organism in Eukaryota, Metazoa, Chordata, Amphibia, Anura, Ranidae. The record is from the annotation of a GenBank genome assembly.